AUCAUUUUCUGCACCCGUUUGCAGAAACAGCACUAAAAAAAAGGCCAAGGUCCCCGACGGUCGACUCCGAGUGGGCUGAGAUGAAAGGUAAAGAGCGGUCGCCGAUUAAAAAACGCUCCCGGGCCUUGGACGAUAUUCGAGACAGGGGAGGAUGCCACCCGACCAGCAAGAAAAUGGGGGCUCUGUCCGUUUCCAGCGGGAGUAAUAAUGGAAAUAGUUCGACGAAGAGCGACGGCGGCUCGACGAGACGGAGCCUGCUCGGCGAGAAAAGAGACCGAGACUUUGACGGUCACAGUAGAACUGGAAAUAAUCACAGCUGUCAGUCUGCUGCUGCUAGCUCCGUCGGUAAAAACCACAACCUGAGCCUAACGCUGGAUUUAGCCGCAGCGAGGACCACUUCACGGGGGGAGCAGCGCGUCCAGCCGCCCAGCGCCGAGAGUGAGUACAAAACGCUCAAAAUCAGCGACCUCGGCACCCAGCUGAGCGACGAAGACAUAGAGGACGGACUGUUUCAUGAAUUUAAGAAAUUUGGAGACGUGAGCGUCAAGAUAAGCCGCAGCAACGACGAGCGGAUCGCGUUCGUGAAUUUCAGGAAGCCGGAGGACGCCAGAGCGGCGAAGCACGCCAGGGGCCGGCUGGUGCUGUACGACCGGCCGCUGAAGAUCGAGGCGGUCUACAUCAACAGGAGGAGAAGCCGUUCCCCCGUGGAGAGAGACUUGUACGGUGCAGCUCAGAGCCAUAGACAUUUGCAGAGACCCCUCUCGCCCACUGGGCUCGGAUACAGAGACUACCGGCUGCAGCAGCUGGCCCUGGGACGGCUGCCUCCUCCCCCACCGCCUCCUUUACCCAGAGAGCUGGAGCGGGACCGGGAGUUCGCCCUGUUUGAAGCCAGGGCACGGCCCGCUUUCAUUGCAGAGCGAGCAGCUUUUCGCGAAGAGGAUUUUAUUUCUCCAGAAGAUGACCAAAGAGCUAAUAGGACGUUGUUUUUAGGCAACCUGGACAUAACUGUUACAGAAGCAGACCUGAGGAGGGCUUUCGACCGGUUUGGGGUCAUAACAGAAGUGGACAUUAAGAGACCCACACGGGGGCAAACCAGCACAUAUGGAUUUCUGAAAUUUGAGAAUCUUGAUAUGGCUCAUCGUGCUAAGCUUAGUAUGUCUGGCAAAAUAGUGGGCCGCAACCCUAUAAAGAUAGGCUAUGGGAAAGCUACACCCACCACACGCCUGUGGGUGGGUGGACUUGGACCCUGGGUUCCGUUAGCUGCACUAGCAAGAGAGUUUGAUCGCUUUGGCACUAUAAGGACCAUUGACUAUAGAAAGGGGGACACUUGGGCCUACAUUCAGUAUGAAAGUUUAGAUGCUGCACAAGCAGCGUGCACACACAUGAGGGGCUUCCCACUGGGAGGUCCAGAGAGAAGACUCAGAGUGGACUUUGCCGACACUGAACAUCGCUACCAGCAGCAGUUUCUGCAGCCUCUCCCAAUACCACCAUUUGACAUGGUGACUGAGUCAUUUGUCCACCGUGCCACACCUGAACCUCUCAGGGUCAGGGAACGGACUCCACCGCCGCUUCACUUCAGGGAGAGGGAGCUCUUUCCCGGAACUGAGUGGCCCAACCCGGCUAUUCGUGAACGGGUACGUGCCUCACCCUUUGAGCCUCUAGAACAUUUGGAACGUGAGCGGCGGACUCGAGAGCCCUGGUCUUUGGAACGAGAGCUACAGGGCCGAGAACCUGCACGCAAGCGGCGUGUAAUGGAGGACGGGCGUCAUGUAGACCACUCUCCUGACAGCACUGAGAGGACAGUAAGGCGUAGACGUGCUUCUCCAGAUGGCAGCCCUGGAGGCAGCAGCAGAGAUGGAGGGCGCUUCAGUGACUCAGAACGCCCUAUGAGGGGCGAGAGAGCCUCCCCAGCCCGAGAACGUCACACUAGCAUGGAACGAGCAGGGGUUGAACGGAGGCUCAAAAGCCAGAGCCUCUCUGACAAAGGACCUUCAAGCAACAUCAUUUCAGUAGUUGGAGAGCGUAAGCGCAAAGCAGGCGAUGGUGGCAAAGGGCCAGCCAAAAGAGAACGUUCUGAGAGCAGUUCCAAGGGAGGCCAGCCAUCCAAGCCCGAUGGAACAAAACUCAGUUUGGCCUGGCACGGCAUGCUGCUACUGAAGAACAGCAACUUCCCAGCCAACAUGCACCUGCUGGAGGGUGACCACAACGUAGCCAGCGACCUGCUUGUCGACAGCACAACCGGGAGGCAGGUGAGCGAGCUAAAGAUCACGCAGCGUCUCCGUCUGGACCAACCCAAGCUCGACGAGGUGUCCCGGCGCAUCAAGGUGGCAGGUCCCGGCGGCUAUGCCAUCCUCUUGGCAGUUCCUGGAGCCACCGAGGAUACAUCUUCAUCCGACCCUGCAGCCUCAACCCAACGGCCGCUUCGCAACCUGGUGUCCUACCUCAACCAAAAACAAGCAGCUGGAGUCAUCAGCCUGCCCGUGGGAGGAAGCAGAGAUAAAGACAACACAGGGGUUCUUCAUGCUUUCCCUCCCUGUGAUUUCUCCCAGCAGUUCCUGGAUUCCUCUGCCAAAGCUCUGGCAAAAAGUGAAGAGGACUAUCUGGUCAUGAUUGUGGUUCGUGGAGCAUCUUAAAAAAAAAAAAAAAAAAAAUCACAAUACACUAAGUUCAAGUGGAAUAAAAAAAAAAUCUGCUGUAUGUCAGUAACUAUUGCAUGCUGUGUGUUCUGCAUCAUGGGGUACACUAGUAUGGUUCUUGAGUGUUUGUAUGUUGCCAUGUAAUCCACUAAAAGGACAAACAGUGCCCUCCCGUAAAACUAAAAGGGUGUGUGUUUUUGAAAUUCCUUUUUUAAAAGGGUGUAUGAAUUGUUCACAGAGUCAUAAACCUGCAGUGAGUCAGCCAGAAUUCUGUAAAAUGGUUAAAUUUAAGCAGUAUUUGAGGAAUUUCAAGUUGAGUCAGUUCAAUUCCAGUUUAAACUCUGAACAGACAAGUCAUACAAGAAAUUCUUUGCUUCAUUUACCGGUUAAAAAUGUUAACUGUCCAAUUGUACGAGAACAAAGAAACAAAAAAAUAGGAAUGGAAGGAGUGGACACAAUAACACCUCCGUUACAACAAAGCCACAAACAACGACAGUGUUCACUACAAACAGAAAAGCUUAAAAAAAAAGAAGUCCCGUUUGUUUCUGGGCUAGUACUAUUAUAUUGUACUGUACAGGUGGUUUUAUUGUGUCAGUCUCCUUUCAAGGUAUUUACACAAAGGAAAGAUUUCCUUUCUCAAAGCUUUGAAUUACAGUGCAAUAAUAUGUUGACUAUUAUCACUUUUUGAUGGAUGGAGACAAACGUGAGCAUGACAGUUAUGAAUUGAAGGUAUUCAUCAAAGGUGUAGUGAAUGGAGAAAAGAACCUUGGUAAUAUUUUGAAGGUCAAAGCAUCGCACAACUCUCCUCCAGUGAACCACACUCCCAUUUACUAAAUGAUGUCCUAUGUCAAAUAUAUUCCUGUGCUUGCAAGGUAGCUUAAAAAAAAAAAAGAAGCCAGAUGAGUGGAGUGUGUUUGUACUGAAAAGAAUUGUGCGAUGCCUUUUAGUUUUGAUGCAGCUCACUCUGACCUGCCUGUGUGCAGUGUCAAAGUUGGAAAAUGUAAAGAUCUACAUUUAAAAGUUCUCUAGACGCAGGUCAAACGUUUCAGUUACUGAUCCCUCUUAAAAGGUUACACGUUCUGUUCAGGUUCAUUGUUUGGAUUUUGCGUGUGUUUGUAUUGUGUUCCUCAGACUUUGAACACCAAAUUGCAAGAUAGACAAUGAAGUCAGUUUGUGUCCACUGGUAAAACUAAAUUGUCAUGUCAACUCUGUGUGGAAUGCCGAAUACUAACUGGUAUGAUUUUUUUUUUUUUGCCCAGGGAACAGCCCAUAACACAAUAGCAUAGUGAAGCAAAUACUAACACCUUUUUUUUCAUAAUUUUUACUUCAAAUUUUAUUUUGUGCAUCCCUACCUUAGAAAUGGUUGUGCAAUGUGAUCGACGACAAACUACAUUAGUAACAGAUAAAGAAGCUUAGAGGACUUUGUGUUAUUUGACAUUCUGUUUGAUUAUUUCCCUGAAAACCAGUAGGUCCACCAAGAAUAAUAUUCAAAAUCAGUACAAUGCUGGUACAAUGUAACGAACCUGCUAUUUGUUCAGUAAGUAGGUCUGUGCAGUUUUAGACUUUUAGAGGUACCUUAACAGUUAAUAACUUAAAUUUUAGAGGGCUAAAUUUGCCAGUAUUUCACUCAUGCUUGCCAACAUUUCCCCCCAAGGCCUACUUACCCUGUUUUGUUUUGCCAUCAUAUGUUUUGUCAUGCAGUAGUAACCCACCGUGAAUUAUAAUUUGCUGAGUUUUGGUUUAAUAUGUAUUGAAAACAGUCAUGUGGGAAAACUGUUGUACGUGUGAACAUCACACCCAACUGCAACUUUGGACUCCUGAGGAGACGAGCGCAGAGCCGAAAAACCUCUGCAGAGAAGGCAACCUAGUGUUUGUGAGUCCUCACUGAUGAGGCAGCUUUUAAGUUGUGUAGCCCAUCUGCACCUGUGAUGACUUCUGUUUUAAAUGGAAAAUUGAGCAAUGUACACUUUGAUGUCAUGGGAAAGGAAAAUCCGUAGAGCCCGUGCGAACCUGUUCACAUACCUGCAAGUGCGUUUGGGCACUUAAUGUGACCGAUUAUCAAUAAAUUGUUCAUUUGAAGGGAAACAUGUUUCUUCGAUGGAAGUGAAUUGAAGAAACAAGCUGCCAUACCUUAUUGUGUUUCGAAGGAGUUGUCACUUGAAAUUUUGUUCCCGCACACAAGAAGGGGGAGACGAUUUGCAGUGUGUUUAGCACCGGUGAAGAGAGACCCCUGUUUCGUGCGAGGAUCGCUGUUUGCAUACAGGCCAGUUCUGACCUCCUAAGUUGCCCGUCAUACAUUACUUCCUCCCUCAUGAUCCCCUGUUAUGUCCUCAACUGUUCCUGUUGGCAUGCGAACACCUGUUCAGGAUGGAGGAGCCUCAGCUGCCCCUUGUUUACAGCCAGAGUCCAGUUUGCAGUGUGACACAGUGGCAGAUGCAUUCAGCGGGGCAGUUUGUGGAAUCGAGGGCCGGAGCAAACAGCAGCAGCACAUGCCAGUAUCCUGUUGUUUCCUGCGGCCGUUACUCAAAAGGUUUCACGUGCAUUGUUCCCGGUUCUGAAUAGGAGGCGAGGGAAGCUCAUCGCCGGCCGUCACACACUCCGCUCGGGAGAUUGUGGGUGACAGCGCACUGAAAUUUCCAUAGCACCUACACUUUAAGCUGUCUCCCUGCCGAGGCCAAGCUGAACCACUGGGCUGAUUUGUCUUUAUUGUACUUUGCCCAGUUAUGAUUUGGUUUGACUUAAUGAUUGUAUCAGGGAAGAGGAUUGGCCCGAGCCUGAGCUAGGAAUAUUGUUGACCCCUGUCUUUGUCCUCUCCUCUGAUUGAACCCUCUCCGAGGAGACGAGCGAAGAAGCGUGUUUGCUUUCCCGAAGCUGCACUGUGUCGUCAUCUGAGGUCUGCUGCGGCAUGGAAAUGAAAUGCAAACAGGCCAAAAUUGUUUACCCUUUUUGACGUCGCUGGAAGGAAUCCACGCUGCGGACCUCACCCACCCCCAGAUUCUUCUAGGAGACUUGUUUAUUUUUCCUUUUAUAAGUUUAAAGCCACGUUACACAGCAAAGAAAGUUUUCCACUUGCUCCUGCCAUCCAUUUUAGCCAUAGCAGUAUGAAAACAAACGCUGUGUCCUGUGAUGAGAAGGACGCCUUGCUUCGCCAGAGAAACAUUGCCAUCUUGAGGACCAUGGAGCACCUGCUUUCCUCCCUUGCAGCGAAACCACCUGACACCCAGGACGGAGCUGGUAUCACUCUACAAUUGCUGUUCAGAGACAGCAUGAUGUGUUUCCCUGAACUGCAGUUUGUUCCCAGGACACUGAACAGACCAUCAGGUGUCGUCUACUGUAAGUAACCAGUUUGUUUUUAUGAGCAUUAACACACAGCACAUUAACAAUGUGAGAUCACAUUAAUGUGGAGCACUUUAAAACGAAUUACACGAACGCUGUAACAAGCUUUUGUGCGGUUUGCUUUAUAACCAAAGAUGAGAGUGAAUGUAAUGAUAAACAUGAAUCAUUUUGUUUAUUAAGUGAUGUGUCAAUAAAAUAUGUUCAAUUUGU
Molecule: messenger RNA, 6182 nt
Organism: Stegastes partitus (bicolor damselfish)
Lineage: Eukaryota; Metazoa; Chordata; Actinopteri; Pomacentridae
Gene: rbm15
Product: RNA binding motif protein 15
Exons: 2
Coding region: 81-2633 (850 amino acids)
Molecular function (GO): RNA binding
Source: RefSeq, a predicted model, not a curated record